Messenger RNA from Adineta steineri, 344 nucleotides. Lineage: Eukaryota; Metazoa; Rotifera; Eurotatoria; Adinetida; Adinetidae. The record is from the annotation of a GenBank genome assembly.
AGCGAAAAAAUCAAAUUCGCUUAAACUUUUUUCCCAGACUGUAUAUAUAUAUAUCCGAUCAAGCUUUUAUAUAAAUUACAAACGAACAAAUAAUCAACAAUUAUGGGUAAGUUUUUGCUGAGAAAAUAAACUAACUGUUUAUAUUUAUAUUCUGAUUAGAUUUCAUAAGCAAUCAACUUGAAAAAAGGGCGGAAAAACAAACUGGUUUGGAUCUUAAUGAUGAUGGAUAUGUUGGAGGACAAGGUAUAGAGGGUAAAAUAGAAGGGGCAACUCAUAUUGAUCUUAAUCGUGAUAACAUCAUUGGUCGUCCUCUAGACCGUAUUCCUGGUGAUGGUGUACUUUAA